CAGGCUGACCCCGCGCCCACCCGACUCAUGGCGACGAUGCGCGGGCGCCGCAAUGGGGCACGUUUGGCGCUGCUGCUGCCCGGCGCGGCGCUCGCCUCAGACGCGGCGGCAGGCGCGCAGCCCGUGGUCUUCGAGUUCUACUACGGGCUCGGCUGCGAGAACUGCGAGUACUUCAUGACGCACAUGGGGAAGAACCUGCUGGAGGCGGGCCUGCCUGGCGACCAGGUCCAGGUCACGCUGCUGCCCGUGCUCGGCGGCAGGGGCAGCGCUCCCGAGCUCGCCCACCUCUGCGCCCUGAGGUCCGGCGUGGAAGCGCCCUUCCCCGUGGACUCCCCCGAGCUGGCGAGCGCCGCCAAGUUCGUGGCGUGCGACCUCGGCAACAUCCAGCGCGACCAGGCCAGCGAGGCCGCGGCCAAGGCCUGCGCCGCAGAGGCAGGAGUCGACUGGGACGGCCUCGCGGCCUGCGUGAACGGCGACGAGGGGGUCGGCAUCCUCCAGAGCGCGGCCUUCGCCGCGAAGAUGCAGUCCAUCCGCACGCGGCCGCACUCGGACAGCGAGCCCUACCUGUUCUUCAACGACGCGGGCCUGGACUGCGGCACGCCCUACCCGACCUCCUGCUGGGCGACCUACGGCCCCGACGGCAGCCAGAGGAAGCUGCCCGCGGAGGGCAGCCUGGCCUACGUGGCCUGCUCCGCGCUGCCGGGCCCGCUCCCGGCCGCCUGCAGCGCCCCGUCUGCCGCGGGCGUCGCGCCCGCGGCCGCGGCCGGCGCGGGGCACACGGCCGGGUUGGAGGGCGGCAGCACCACGGUGGCCUGCCAGAACUGCAACGAGGUCGGCUCCUUCAACUGGCUGGACGAGCACCGGGCGCGACCCGCACCGGACAGUCGCUGGCUGCUGGCGGCCGUGUGCGCGCUGUUCAGUCUGGCGGUGCUUGCACGCUCAGGUGUGCUGUGGCGGCGCCCCGAUCCACAGCGCCUGCUCUCGAACGAGUUCGACCAGGGCAGCGAUGCAGAGCAUGCAGUGGAUUAGUUCAGCGCAGUCUGCGUCCUCAUGAUCCUUCUCGGCUGCGCUGGUCACUGUCCAAGGAGAGUUGACUGGUGCUGCACGGGGAAGCAGAGGUGAGGCUUGCUUGGCUCCUCGCCAAGUCCCUUGCUCCUGAGCAACCGAGCUAAAGAUGUUCGUUGCUCUAGUCUGGGGCUGCUAUAUUCGCGUAGCGCCUCGAUAGUCAAUAGAAGUUCGGAGGUUGGGGGGGUGUGACCCAGUGGUGCCGACAGUCAGAUCAUUGGGUAGAUCGCCUGGCGGCUGCCCUCCUGCGCCCGCUUGCGCUGUAGCCCGUGCGCCUUGCGGUGGAUGGCCUUCGCCCGACUGCGAGUCCCACUCUGCUACUUUUUCCAAGCUCGGCGGUCGCCGCAGUGCAAUAGAGAGCGUGGCAGAACUACUACCACGAGCGCUUGCAGCCUUUUCCCAAAAUCAGUGUUCGAUUAUGUUUUGAUCGACCGUUUCGGAUCGUACGUUAGGCUGCAGGCGCCGCCCUGGCGGCCUGUGAGCGGCCUCUCUGCUGCUGCCCACUGGUGGAGCAGCUUGAGUGAAAUGGCAGCGGAGACGAUGAGACGAUAGGGUGACACCCUAAAGCGACAUUUUGCCGUAACGGCGGUGCCGGCCGACGGGGCGAAAGCACAGAAGCGCGAUUAUCUGCACGCGGCCUCGG
Molecule: messenger RNA, 1708 nt
Organism: Prorocentrum cordatum
Lineage: Eukaryota; Dinophyceae; Prorocentrales; Prorocentraceae
Source: the annotation of a GenBank genome assembly